AUGAUUUGUGAAGAAUUUAACAUCUCUAAAGGAAUGCUAUACCGACUAAAAAAGAAAAGGGAAGGAAUCUUAGCUCAAGGUUUCUCAACAUCCGAAGGGACAAUUGGAUACGAAUUGAAUGCCCAAGUUUACGAGAUUUUUCGUAAUCUCAGGUCGAAAGGUUUUCCAAUUAAUGGGCCAACCUUAAAGCUUAUUGCACGUAAAAUUGCGUAUAGAAAUUCAAAUCAUGAUUUCACUGCUUCUAAUGGAUGGCUUUACAGAUUUAAGAAACAAUUCGAAAUAAAAUUCAGAAUAUUACAUGGCGAAUCACGAUCAGCUGAUAAAGAAGGUGCGGAAAACUUCCAAUCAACUUUCAAUGAUUUGCUUGAAAACUAUGGGGGAGAAAACAUUUUCAACUGUGAUGAAACUGCAUUAUUUUAUAAAGCUGUUUCCAAAAAGAGUUUUGUUGAAAAAAAUGAGUCACACAGCGGACAUAAAAUAAGAAAAGAACGUAUGACACUUCUUUUGUGUUGCAGUUACACAGGAGAAAAAUAUAAACCGCUUAUAAUUGGGCGUACGAAGUCACCAAGAGUAUUAAAAGGUGUGAAUCUGAGAGAAAUUGGCAUUGAAUAUGAUGCUUCGUGCAAAGCCUGGAUGACAAAAAAUAUUUUUGAAAAUUGGUUAUCUCGAUUUAACGAGGAAAUGAGAGAGAAAAGAAGGAAAAUAGCAUUGUUAAUUGACAAUGCAACUUGUCAUGCUGUUUCUCUCAAACUUUCAAACGUCGACGUAAUAUUUUUUCCAAAAAAUACAAGUUCCUUAAUUCAGCCAUGUGACCAAGGGAUAAUAAAGGCAUUUAAGAAUCAUUUUAAUAACUGGAUUAUGAAAACAAUUAUCUAUGAUAAAAAUCCUGCAGGGCAAAUAGAUGAAGCAAUAAAGGGAAUCACAAUAUUGGAUGCUAUUUCAUGUUCGAAAUUGGCAUGGGACGAGAUUACAGACACUUCAAUACAACAUUGCUUUGAAAAAGCUUUGGAAUAUGACUGUCGGGAAAAAGAGGACAUCGAAGAAAGUCUGAUUAAUUCCGAUAUUGUGGAAAAUACGAUUUUGGAGAGUUUCUAG
This is a messenger RNA of Octopus sinensis (East Asian common octopus), 1095 nucleotides long. Its product is annotated as tigger transposable element-derived protein 4-like. NCBI's taxonomy places the organism in Eukaryota, Metazoa, Mollusca, Cephalopoda, Octopoda, Octopodidae. The coding region runs from base 1 to 1095 and encodes 364 amino acids. Gene Ontology annotation, molecular function: DNA binding. The transcript has a single exon. Gene Ontology annotation, cellular component: nucleus. The record is from RefSeq and is a predicted model, not a curated record.